Molecule: messenger RNA, 895 nt
Organism: Paramecium pentaurelia
Lineage: Eukaryota; Ciliophora; Oligohymenophorea; Peniculida; Parameciidae
Source: the annotation of a GenBank genome assembly
AAUGAAAACCUUUGAUAAUGCAAUUAAACCCACUUAAAAACCAGUUUGCUACUAAGUCUAAGGAUCACUCAAUAAAUAUAAAUCUACAACUAAAGAAAUUAAUUCGAUUAUCUAAUGUGAAGAAUUAUUCUAAACAAUUUAAACAGACACAUAUAUAUCUAGUGAAGUUUCAGAUGCCAAAAUCAUAUAAUAAUCAAAUAUGCCUAAUUCAAUUAAGAUGACAUUAAAAUCACAUGAAAUCUAAGAAUUACCUAUAGUUUAAGAAAAUGAGACACAUUCUCAAUCCAUCUUCAAGUACUUAUAAAAAGAUGAUUAAUCCUAAAAAUUAUCUACCAACACUAAUAGUUAACAUAGCAAUACAUCAAAAUAAAACUAAGAAACAUUAAAUAAUUAAUGUAAUAGAAAUCAAAGUCAUAAACCAAAUCAACCUAGUCAAAAUUAAUCUUAACAAAAUAAAAAAAAAGAUGUAUCUCCCCAAAGAAGCACAUCUCCUUAUAGAUAAUUUCUAUAAAGACCAUAAUAAAAUUAAGUUAGUACUUAAUAAAGAACUAAAUCUCCUUUUAUUAAGAAUACAGGAGCUUAAAAAUUAACACCAAGAACAAAUCAAAAAACUACACCUUCUGCUUCCCCAUUCAGAUAAGCCAAAGAAAAUAAUAUAUCAACCAUUAAUUAAAGAAACUUAAGGACUGAUAAAUCAUAAAAUAAAUUAAUUUAAGUUAAGAUUAAGGAGACUCAUAAUUAAAAUUAAUCUCAUGUUAUAGUUGAUCUAAGCAAAUGUCCAACUUAGAGAGUUCUUAUGAAAUAAGGUAUUUUAUAUUGAAAUUAUUUAGAUUCAAAUAGACCCAAAAUGAAGGUUGAAUUAAGUCUAAAGAGUUUAAUUAAAAAUGGAAUAUGA